UGCUGUGGGGAUACUAAAGGAAAGGUAACACUAAGAGAUCCMAGUACCCUGAAAUCAGAGCAUGUCUUGGACACACACUCAGGGACCCUGUCAGACUUUGAUGUGUCUGGGAACCUUGUUGUUACAUGUGGAUUUUCAUCAAGGCAUGGGCAUCUAACAGUGGACAGGCUUCUGAUGGUCUAUGAUUUGAGAACACUCAGGGCUCUAACUCCUAUACAGGUAUCUAUUGAACCUGUGAUGUUGAAAUUUCUUCCUUCCUUCUCAUCAAGACUUGCAGUUGUCUCUCAGAGUGGACAGUUCCAGUUCACAGAGCCUGGUGGUCUAGUUACUGCAUCGUCAAUGUAUGUUUACAAUAUCAAUGCCCAUGGAGGGAUGUGUACAGCUUUGGAUGUGUCCUCUAACUGUCAUACAAUGGCUUUUGGUGAUUCAAGUGGAUAUUURCACUUGUGGGGAGACACAAAAGUUGCUGAUCUGUGUUACAAUAAUUUUUCUAUACCAACUGAAUUUGCAACCGAGGUACCAAGGACGCAGCACCUGUCAAUUGAUGACUAUUCUGUACCUCUUUCAUCAUUUCCACUGCCAUAUUCAAAUGAACCUUUGUUCUCUAACUGGCCAUCAAAUAACUACAUCCGUGAAGACAGGAAUCCUAUUGCAAUAGACCCUGAGAUUCUACGUACCAUGGUAGUCAGACAUUUUAUUGGUUAUGCUCCAAAUCCUGGAAACAAAAGAAGAAACCAGUGGCCAUAUCAAAACAAACCAGGUCACUAUUCAGCACAGAAUAGAAAAAAAGAUGAAAGUGAUGUUCCAGAGUCUCCAAUGAGCCGAGAUGAUGAUCCUUCUAUUCUAAUACCCAAGGCGUAUAGACGUGUAGAAAUGAAAUAUUCAAAAUUAGGACUKGAAGACUUUGACUUYGGACACUACAAUAAAACAAAAUUCGCAGGCUUAGAAAUCCAUAUCCCAAAUGCAUAUUGCAACGCUAUGUUGCAG
This is a messenger RNA of Exaiptasia diaphana, 987 nucleotides long. Its product is annotated as PAN2-PAN3 deadenylation complex catalytic subunit PAN2. Lineage: Eukaryota; Metazoa; Cnidaria; Anthozoa; Actiniaria; Aiptasiidae. Gene Ontology annotation, biological process: nuclear-transcribed mRNA poly(A) tail shortening. The transcript has 11 exons. Gene Ontology annotation, cellular component: P-body; PAN complex. Gene Ontology annotation, molecular function: protein binding. The annotation marks the transcript as partial. The record is from RefSeq and is a predicted model, not a curated record.